AUGGUGAAAUGCACAGCAAGAGACAUCGGGAAGAUCAGGGAGGUGCCCCUCCCAGGGUUGCCCGUGAACUUCCACACCCUGGCCCAAAACAUAUCCUUCAUAUUCAGCGCCGUCGCCAUCAUCACCAGUUUCUUCCUCAUGUCGCGCCAUGCCUCGCACUACACCAACCCGGAUGAGCAAAAGCAAAUCAUUCGCAUCCUCUUGAUGGUGCCGAUAUAUGCGUCCGUGUCCAUGCUCUCCAUCCACUACUACGAAAAGCACGUCUACUUUGAAGUCAUGCGCGACUGCUACGAGGCCUUCGCCAUCUCGAGCUUCUUCACCCUGCUGUGCAACUACAUCACCCCCGACCUGCACCACCAAAAGGCCUUCUUCCGCACCAUCACCCCCAACAACUGGGUGUGGCCCAUCCCCUGGUUCCAAAAGUGCACCGGCGGCGAAAACAAAGGCUGGCUGCGCAAGCCCGCGAGCGGACUCACCUGGUUCAACAUCAUCUACAUCGCCGUCUUCCAAUACUGCUUCAUCCGCGUCUUCUUCACCCUCGUCUCCGUCGCGGCCGAGCACCACGACGUCCUCUGCGAGGACUCGCUCUCGCCCCGGUACGCCUACCUCUGGGUCCUCAUCUUCGACUCGGCCGCCGUCACCCUCGCCAUGUACUGCCUCAUCCAGUUCUACACGCAGCUCCGCGGCGACCUCGCGCGGCACCGGCCCUUCCUCAAGCUGCUCGCCAUCAAGCUCGUCAUCUUCUUCUGCUUCUGGCAGAACGAGCUGCUGUCCGUGCUGUCCAGCGCCGACGUCAUCGCCGAGUCGAAGUAUCUCGCCUACGGCGACAUCGAGGUCGCCCUGCCCAACAUGCUCAUCUGCGUCGAGAUGGCCGCCUUCGCCGUCAUGCACCUCUUCGCGUAUCCCUGGAAGGAGUACGGCGUGCGCAAGGAGGACGGCGUCGAGGUCGUGCUACGCGUCGGCAUGGUGCGCGCGCUGGCGCACGCGCUGAACCCGUGGGACGUGGUCAAGGCGUUUGCGAGGGGCUGCAGGUGGCUGUUUGUCGGCUCGAGGCAGCGGCGGGCGGAUCCGUCGUAUCGGCUCAAGGCCGAGGCCGCCGCGCCGUCGUCGUCGCUGGAUUCGGACGAGGUGCCGAUGCGGCCGAAGGGUGGUGAUGGGGGGAGAGAGGAGGUUUGA
Molecule: messenger RNA, 1176 nt
Organism: Diplodia corticola
Lineage: Eukaryota; Fungi; Ascomycota; Dothideomycetes; Botryosphaeriales; Botryosphaeriaceae
Exons: 4
Coding region: 1-1176 (391 amino acids)
Biological process (GO): transport
Molecular function (GO): transporter activity
Source: RefSeq, a predicted model, not a curated record